AUGGCUGAUAAUCAGGGGCUAAAGAGAAAGUCAAAACAUUCUGGUGAUCCGUCACGUUUCAAGCGGUGCGCUCACUCUUCCUCCUCCGAGGUUGAUGUUGACGUGGUGGACGAUACGCCAUUGCACAUGCCCCAGUAUGAGGAGCUCUUGGAGGUCGUAACUCGUGCGGCUCUGGUGAUAGAACAGGAAAUAGAAUCCCUGCUCAGGAAGGAGGCCAUCGAGGUGGUCCCUCCUCAGGCUGCGGAAUCUGGGUUUUACAGCUGCUAUUUCAUUGUUCCGAAGAAGGACGGGGGGUUGCGUCCCAUCUUAGAUCUGAGGGUCUUGAACCGCUCAGUCAACAGACUGAAGUUCAAAAUGCUUACCAUCAAGCAUGUGGUGACUCAAAUCAGAUCCGAGGACUGGUUUGUCAACAUAGAUCUGAUAGACGCAUACUUCCAUAUAUCCAUCCUUCCUCAACACAGGAAGUUUCUGAGGUUCGCUUUCGGGGGCGUAGCAUACCAAUAUCGAGUACUUCCGUUCGGCCUAGCACUCUCACUCCGCACAUUUACCCACAAGUGUAUGGAUGCAGCUCUGAUUCCACUGAGACUCCAGGGCAUCCGCAUACUCAAUUAUAUCGACGAUUGGCUGGGCCUGAUGGCAGCUGCGUCCAACGUGAUACCCUUUGGCCUGCUGUACAUGAGACCCCUACAGUGGUGGCUCAGGACCAAGGGGUUCUCCCCGAGGGGAAACCCACUCCGCAAAAUCAAAGUGUCACGCCGUGCAGUUCGGGCCUUAGACUUGUGGAGGAAUCCUUGGUUCCUGAAUCAGGGCCCAAGGUUAGGAGCUCUAUGUCGCCGUACCUCCCUUGCGACGGAUGCAUCCCUAACCGGUUGGGGCGCAGUGUUGAACGGGCGCCCGGCCCACGGUCUGUGGAGCGAUCACCACCAGAAGUGGCAUAUCAAUCUGCUAGAGAUGUUAGCUGUAUUUCGUGCUUUGAAGCACUUCCUCCCAGACCUGAAAGGUCACCAUGUGUUGGUGCACACCGACAACACAGCGGUGGUCUCUUACAUCAACCACCAGGGAGGACUGCGUUCGCGCCCCUUGAACAAGCUGGCGCACCAGAUCCUUGUGUGGUCCCAGGACAAAAUCUGCUCGCUGAGAGUGACCUACAUCCCUGGGCAUCUCAAUACGGGAGCCGACACCCUGUCGAGACAGGGGUUGAGGCCGGGGGAAUGGAUGCUUCACCCCGACGUGGUGAAGCAGAUCUGGUCGAGAUUUUACCAGGUAGAGGUCUUUGCUUCUCGAGGGAAUGCACAAUGUCCCCUCUGGUUUUCUCUAGUUCAUCCAGCUCCCCUGGGACUGGAUGCCAUGUCACAGGCGUGGCCAAGGCGUCGCCUGUACGCAUUUCCUCCGAUUGCCCUGCUCCCAGAAGUUCUGGCGAGAGUGCGCCAGGACGGAAUCAGACUACUGCUAGUAGCCCCGUUCUGGCCGGGCCGAGUAUGGUUCACGGACCUCAUCGGCCUAGUAGACGGUCAUCCGUGGGAGAUCCCCCUGAGGCCGGAUCUACUCUCUCUGGCGGAGGGAACAAUAGUUCACCCUCGCCCGGAGUUACUGAAGCUGUGGGUGUGGCCCCUG
Puntigrus tetrazona (Sumatra barb) is the source of this 1614-nucleotide messenger RNA. RefSeq lists its product as uncharacterized. The record is from RefSeq and is a predicted model, not a curated record. Lineage: Eukaryota; Metazoa; Chordata; Actinopteri; Cypriniformes; Cyprinidae. Gene Ontology annotation, molecular function: nucleic acid binding.